AUGGAUUGCGGUCGUUUUCUUCGGUCCUUCAUCUCGACUCAACAGACGCCUUUGACGUCGGUGGUGAAUGCUGCCUGCCUACGCCAUCAUCGUGCUCUCUCAACCUCCGACACCGAAGUGGACGACGCUGUAGACGAUAAUGAUGAUGAUUUCACCCUGCCGGUGAUAAGCCAGCACACACCUUCUGCCUGCGCUAGUCAAGUAGCCAAGGCGACUGCCGCCCUGUCAAAUGCCACUGCACUCGCCUCCCCCACUCACUUUUUCCCGCGUGCAAGGUACCGAUCACCACCAGUCGUGCUUUCAUCUCACAAACAGAUUCGUGAUAAUUCCGAACACAACUACUUUUGCUACCAUCCUGUCGACCUGUUGCACGAGGUAUUGAAUUACGCCGACGAACCGAUCGACGUUGUUCCCCCAUGCAGCGACAGGGCGCACGUGCCGUCUCCUGUGGAGGCCUGUGCGACUGUCGUCGUUGGAACUCGCUUCGACGUGUUGGACAGGACCACCCAGGCGGCUCCGCCGAAGGUGCUUAUCGCCAUCCCGGUGUGCUCGGACAUGCCCAAACCCAGUCACGUGUUCACGUGGCCACGAAAGCGCAACAUCCUCAGCAAGCUCCAGAAUCGGCGGUCUUUGGACGUGUACAUACCACUGCCGUGCAAGGAGGACACGCUGGUGGCACCAGCCAAGGUCCGCUUGCUCGAGAAGCCGCCAAUGGACAUCAGCCUUCCCUUCGACUCAACCGACAUGGAUGCGUCGGCCUUCCUCAAAAUACUCCAAGCUGUUCUCGAGUCGCGACGCGAGGAGUGCUCCAGACCCACGGAAAUUGAGCAGAUGUCUCCGGCAGAGGUUAGUCGGUUUUCACGCCUCACCUGCCCGUCUGGCGUGAAUACUACUUUUGCGAACUUGUGUCGCUUCAGUAGUAUGUUGAGUUUGAUUCGAUUUUCGAUUGUUAUCAAGUUGGCUCAGGAGAAAUUGGAUCUUCAGAAGUGCCUGCUGUACUUUGAGAAGGAGAAGGGCCGACCCUGCGAUGUGAUCACCAAGAAGGUGAUGAAACCCCUCUACGACAGGUACCGGGCCGUGCGUCGGCUGGUUCGCUUAGCGUCGAACUCAGCUGUGCGCGACGCGCGCCCUCGUGCUGCCACGGCAACCGUCUCGCGAAGUAAGGCGACCUCAGCCGAAUUGCCCACGGCGGUGGCAACUUCCAGUGUUGAAGUGUCUUAUCAACCUGUGCUCGUGGAGGUGGCGGCCGGUGAUGCCGGCACCUGCGAUCCGAUAUCGAUCGGCGAAUUGGAGCCGCAAAAAACCAGCGACGCCAGCGUGCCCUCCACACACACUGACACCGAACAAACUGCCUCGACCACCGGCCAUGCCACGUCGUCGGUCUUUCUGGACUGGGACAUCAGUCUUGCCGAAUUUACGCAAACCGCACAGGAACUGACGCCCAGCGAGCUAUCCACUGGCCGCGCCGAGGUGCUAUCAGCCAAGCACAAACUUCAGCGCGUACUGCACGACUUUGAGAAGGGGAUUCAGGAAGCAACUAACCGACCUCCUUCGAAGAGAGAUCGAGAUGAACUUCGCGGGGAGUACAAUCGUUACCGCGACUUCAAGCAGCGCCUCUACAUUAUCGAUCGCCUCCUUGAAGCCCCGCAAACACCCCUGGAGGUGUUGCUGGCGGCCGCCCAGUCAGUCGGUCGAGCGCACAGACGAAGGCGACACGAUGAGCAACCCGUGGGGCUGUGUCAUGGUUCCCGCGUGCCUGUGCUUCACUCCCCCGACAGCACCUCCUGCACGUGA
Molecule: messenger RNA, 1794 nt
Organism: Mesocestoides corti
Lineage: Eukaryota; Metazoa; Platyhelminthes; Cestoda; Cyclophyllidea; Mesocestoididae
Source: the annotation of a GenBank genome assembly